UUAGGACAAGGCAGAAGGCAAAUUCGGUGACAGCGAGAGUGCCAGCGAUGAGUAGAAGGAGUGGGCUGGUUGUUGAUACGAAGAAUAUAUUACAGACUAGUCGAAGGAAUAUGUUCUUGAUGGAAAAAGAUCCAAGAAAAGUUCAAAAUAACCUAUCUCUACCUACAACCACUAGAGCUUCAGCUCCUAGGGCUUCAUCCAAUAAGGCUUCAGCCCCUAAGUUAAACUUGUCAGCCAAUAUCUCGAAUAAACUUCUAAAGAAUAGGCUUGCUGUGAAUAAGACUUCACUCAGCUCCAUCUGAAAGAGCAAUUAUAAGUAUUACAGAAGUGCAGGAUUUACAAAGAAAUUCAUGGGUUACAUGUUUGAAGACACUUCCAUGGACAAAAAGCUGAAGAAGGAAAUAGUGAUAGAGAGAAUGAGAAAUAAAAUGAGUAAAAUCGACACUAAAAGACAACUGGUUCAAAACGACCGUGACAAGAAGAAAUAAAAUCCUCUCUUUCUACAGGAAGAAUUACGAUAUCAAGCUUAAAAAUAUCAGCAUGCCCAUAGAGAAGCUGGAGGACAUUCUUAGUGCGAAAGUGACUAAACGGAAGCAACAAAAGGCUUCCUUGACUAUCCAAACUGCCUUUAGAAAAUUCAUCGUACUUAAAUAAAUACAAACAAUUUGUACAGAGAAGACUUGAUGCAGCUAGUUAUAUCCAACGCGUCUGGAAACGAUACAGGAUGAUCUCAAUGGUUCCCAAAGCAUGGAAGAAGUUUAAGAAUGAACGCAUUUGAAGGAUUCAGAAGUAUAUGAGAGGAUAUAUCGUCCAUAAACGCACCUUUGAAACACUCAGUAGAAUCAAGCUGACUACUAAUUUCGAAUACUUUGGAAAAAUUAAAGACCAGCUCCAUGAGAAUUCACAGAUCAAGAUCAGGUAUUAUUGGCUUAAGUGGAAAAAGAAUGUUGAGAAGAGAAAGAAAGCUAAGGCUAAAGCUGUUGCUAAAAAUAAGCGGCCCAAACUUAGUAACAAGUUUAAUAGCUUUAAGAAGGGAAGUGUGGUCUAUAAGAACCCACCUAUUGCAAAUGUUUCACCUGCUAUGCAUUUAAAUUCUACACAUAAGGAAUCUACUCCUGCAAGGAUACUCACCCAGUUGGAAAGCUCUAAGAAAAAGAUGAGUUGUAUGACUGGACUGAACCUUGAUUCUCCAGCAAUUCGUAUGGACCAAGGUGAUUCCCUCUCUAGUCAUAAGGAAUUGGCUAGUAAUGAAGAGGAAGAUAAAGAGUAAAUAAUUGACACCUUGCUAUUAAAAUUGUUUCAAUGAUUCUUUAA
Messenger RNA from Moneuplotes crassus, 1314 nucleotides. Lineage: Eukaryota; Ciliophora; Spirotrichea; Euplotida; Euplotidae. The record is from the annotation of a GenBank genome assembly.